Euleptes europaea (tarantolino) is the source of this 1479-nucleotide messenger RNA. RefSeq names its product zinc finger protein 664-like. The coding region runs from base 1 to 1479 and encodes 492 amino acids. The transcript has 6 exons. NCBI's taxonomy places the organism in Eukaryota, Metazoa, Chordata, Lepidosauria, Squamata, Sphaerodactylidae. The record is from RefSeq and is a predicted model, not a curated record.
AUGACGUCCUCCCUCCAGAUGUGCAUCGCCAGCAAUUCAGGCAGUUUCAAUAUCAGGAGGCUGAAAGGCCCCGAGAGGUCUGCAGCCAACUCCAUCAUCUUUGCAGUGCAGGAGAGAAUGGCGCAGGAGCGUUACCACGGAGCAAUCUUUCCAGGUGAGGCCAUAAAACCUAUGAUGGAGAAUCAUGAUGGAGAAAAAGUGGCUUCUCUGCAGCCAGAUCGGAAGGACUUCUGCUUCUCCAACCUGAUUCCAUAUCCCCAGUGGAAGAAGCAGGAGAUCCACUUGUCCAAGACGCAGAAGAACCAGAGGGAUCAGCAGUGCUUGCAGUGUGGAAAGGGCUUUGCUUCGAGUUCAAGUCUUACUGUCCAUCAACGUAUCCACACUGGGGAGAAACCUUAUAAAUGCUUGCAGUGUGGAAAGAGCUUUGCUACUUGUUCAAACCUUACUGCCCAUCAGCGUAUCCACACUGGGGAGAAACCUUAUAAAUGCUUGCAGUGCAGAAAGGCCUUUGCUACGAAAUCAGAGCUUACUGUCCAUCAACGUAUCCACACUGGGGAGAAACCUUAUAAAUGCUUGCAGUGUGGAAAGAGCUUUGCUACGUGUUCAAACCUUACCUCCCACCAGCGUAUCCACACUGGGGAGAAACCUUAUAAAUGCUUGCAAUGUGGAACGAGCUUUGCGCUCAGUUCAAACCUUACCACCCACCAGCAUAUCCACACUGGGGAGAAACCUUUUAAAUGCUUGCAGUGUGGAAAGAGCUUUGCUGUCAGUUCAAGCCUUACUAUCCAUCAGCGUAUCCACACUGGGGAGAAACCUUUUAAAUGCUUGCAGUGUGGAAAGAGCUUUGCUGUCAGUUCAAAUCUUACUAUCCACCAGCGUAUCCACACUGGGGAGAAACCUUAUAAAUGCUUGCAGUGUGGACAGAGCUUUUCUCAGCAUUCAGGCCUUACUAUCCAUCGGCGUAUCCACACUGGGGAGAAACCUUUUAAAUGCUUGCAGUGUGGAAAGAGCUUUGCUGUCAGUUCAAGUCUUACUAUCCAUCGGCGUAUCCACACUGGAGAGAAACCUUAUAAAUGCUUGCAGUGUGGAAAGGGCUUUGCUGCCUGUAAAGUCCUUACUAUCCAUCAGCGUAUCCACACUGGGGAGAAACCUUAUAAAUGCUUGCAGUGUGGAAAGAGCUUUGCUGUCAGUUCAAGUCUUACUAUCCACCAGCAUACCCACACUGGGGAGAAACCUUAUAAAUGCUUGCAGUGUGGAAAGAGCUUUGCUGUCAGUUCAAGUCUUACUAUCCAUCAGCAUAUCCACACUGGGGAGAAACCUUAUAAAUGCUUGCAGUGUGAAAAGAGCUUUGCUUUCAGUUCAAGUCUUACUAUCCAUCGGCGUAUCCACACUGGGGAGAAACCUUAUAAAUGCUUGCAGUGUGGAAAGAGCUUUGCUCAGAGUUCACACCUUACUAGCCAUAGACUAAUACACACUUGA